Molecule: messenger RNA, 621 nt
Organism: Laetiporus sulphureus 93-53
Lineage: Eukaryota; Fungi; Basidiomycota; Agaricomycetes; Polyporales; Laetiporaceae
Exons: 4
Coding region: 1-621 (206 amino acids)
Source: RefSeq, a predicted model, not a curated record
AUGUCGACUAUUCCGCGCAACGGUCAAUCACUCAUUGACCAUCGUCAGCUCCUAUUGGAAGCCGCAGCGCAAUUCUCUGCGUGGGUUCAGACCCAAGCCCCAGGUGCUGUCGUGAUGCUUUGUGGCGGUCUCGCUUUGUCCCAGUACGGCAAUGCAAGGACUACGCUGGACGCGGAUUAUGUAUGGACUUGCGUAGGGCUCGUCGCGCAGGACGCUCGGUUGGUGGUCGGUCCGAAGAUCUACUGGAAGCAUCAGCCAUCCGGCAUGUACGUUCAAGUCGACUUCGUCGAUGCGCAUCUGUUCUGGGCACCGUUCGAUGUCGAGCAGAUGGUCGAUCGUAGCUUGCCUCUGCCAUCGCUCAACCUCCCUACGCUCCUCGUUGGAAAGCUCAAGUGCGCCCUAGAGCGCAACCAGGCGGACGUCAGAGAACGCAGGAUGAAGCAAGCCAAUGACCUGUGCCUCGCCACGAUCAAGGAAUUUGGCCGCCUCAGGCGAGACGUCCUGGCACCCAGUGGAAUGGAUUUGCAAGCCACCAGUUGGAUAGUCAACUGGAGACAGUUGGUGGUGGUGGUGGUCAGCCGGCUGUCUGAGGAGUUCGUCAAUGUGGCGACCUCGGCUUAG